CGAGAAGCAAAUUGGGUAUACAAUUGAAGAGAGUAAUAAGCAUAUACUAAUAAAUCAAAAAAAAAAAACAACAGAGAGCUAUAAGGUUGCAAAACAGAGAGCUACAAGGAAUCAAGAAAACCCACAAAAUCAACAGCUAGAAAAGCCUAAUACUGGUGUUAAAUCCCACAAAAAUCAAAUUUCAUCAGCAAAUAAUCAAAAACCAAAAGAUUGAACCUCAUCGUAGUUAAUAAUCCUAGCCAAAUCAGCAUUCACCUUCUUAGCUCCAGGCAGAACAUACCCAUUCUUCUUCUCCGACGGCUUCUCAAGCGAACCAUAAAUGGAGUCCAUUUGUAAGUUCGCCCCUCCGGCUACAUGACCAGCUCCAUUUCCCCUUCCAUUUGUAAGCUCCCACGCCUCUCCCAGCAUCACCAUCGCCGACUGGAAGGCCAUUUUCGAUCCCAUUCCGCCUUGUAUUUCCAGCUUGCCCUUCGUCCGAAUCCUCGAUCUCAUCGCAACCGCAUCACCGGCGAGCUCCCUUCGGAUAUCGGUCGCGUCCACCGACUCACCGUUCCUAACAUCACCGACAAUCUCAUCUCCGGCAAAAUCCCUCCCUCCAUCACCAACCUCUCCAGCUUGAUGCACCUCGACCUCCGAAACAACCGAAUCACCGACGAGAUUCCUCGAGAUUUUGGCCAACUCACCAUGCUGAGCAGAGCUCUUAUCAACCGUAACCAGAUCGAAGGCACCAUCCCUGACUCCAUUUCCAAGAUUCACCGCUUGGCCGAUCUGGCUCUUUCUCUAAAUUGGCUCUCCAGUACAAUCCCUGAGUCGCUGGGCAGAAUGGCGGUUCUCGGAACUUUGAACCUGGACUCCAACAGAAUCUCUGGCUACAUUUCGGCCAGCCUGUUGGCCUCGAGCGUGAGCAACUGCCCAGAUUUGUGAUGAGUACGGCGGCCUGGAUGGUCAUGCGAUCGUGAGAGGGAAAGGGAGAGAAAGAUAGAGAAAUUUUCAAAAAUUUAGGGUUUUUUUUUUUCAAAUCUGCACGGUGUGUUUGGG
Ziziphus jujuba (common jujube) is the source of this 1038-nucleotide messenger RNA. RefSeq names its product DNA damage-repair/toleration protein DRT100-like. The record is from RefSeq and is a predicted model, not a curated record. Lineage: Eukaryota; Viridiplantae; Streptophyta; Magnoliopsida; Rosales; Rhamnaceae. Bases 355 to 924 code for a protein of 189 amino acids. The transcript has a single exon. Gene Ontology annotation, molecular function: protein binding.